AUGUCGCCGGCCGUCAUUCUGCCAGAGCCCAGCUUUGUCGUGGAGCCUUUCAACAAGGGCCCGAAGGAGCAGUACAAUUUCGGCGCUACCAUCACAGACAUCGAUCUCAACGAGAUUUCCGACGCCGACGUCAAGCACCUCAAGGAUGCCAUCUGGACGCACAAGGUGGUAGUCGUUAAGGGCCAGAAAGACCUUCUUCCCGCCAAGCAGUGGGAACUCGUUACUCGGUUCGAUCCAGAUGCCAAGCAAGUCCACAGCCAUGGAGACAUCAAGACAUUCCAGAAGAAGGGCGGCAUGCUCUCGCGCAAUCGCGAGGUUCACGGUAUCCCUGGCGCUGAGAACGUACGCUUGAUUGGUAAGGGCUACCAAGGCGAAGACCACUACGGUCUCAAGAACCUCACAGUCGGUGGUCUAUCCGCAGAUUUCCACGCUAAGGAGCUGCCACAAGAAGAAUUCCAAGCGGGCCAUACCCGCUUCCAGCGCUGGCACAUCGAUGCACCUUUGUACGACCGGAACCCUGCAUGGUUCACAACAUUGCGAGCCUGCAAGCAACCCAGUGGUGACGAUGUCACCAUUCACUGGGAUGACGACAGUGGAAUGAGCAUGAAGUCACGUCCUGGUCUCACAGCAUUCUUUUCCACCAGUCAACUGUACAGCAUGCUUAGCGAGGAGGAGCAGCAGAUGGCUGAUCAUUCGUGGGUUGAGUACUUUCCGCAUCCUUACAUGGCCAUCGAGAACUGCAAGGGCAACGCCAAUGGCCUCGGCCUUGCGAUCCAGGGCAGGGAGCACACUAUCGAAGAGAUUGGCGAGUUCGAGGAAGACAAGGUCAAGAGGUACCCGUUCGUCUGGGUCAACCCAGUGACAGGCGAGAAAGCCUUUCAAGUCCACGGCAUCUGCGCACGGAGACUGUACAUCCGAUCCGGUCCGGACGAGGAGCCACGAGUGAUCGAGGACAUCCCAGAGAUCCGCAAAUUCCUACACAAUAUCCAGUACCGCAUUUUGAAGCCCGAGUACAUCAGCUUGCCUCUUGUGGGGGAAGGCGAUAUCGUGAUGUGGGAUAAUUACGGCGUUUUCCACAGCGCAGUUGACUACUACCUUCCUACAGGCGGCCCACGAAGCAUGCAUCAGGCGAACAUUGGUGCAAGCGUGGGCCCGAUCGGUCCAGUUCCGAUUCCAGCAUAUUAG
Messenger RNA from Baudoinia panamericana UAMH 10762, 1185 nucleotides. RefSeq lists its product as uncharacterized. The transcript is spliced from 6 exons. The record is from RefSeq and is a predicted model, not a curated record. Bases 1 to 1185 code for a protein of 394 amino acids. NCBI's taxonomy places the organism in Eukaryota, Fungi, Ascomycota, Dothideomycetes, Mycosphaerellales, Teratosphaeriaceae. Gene Ontology annotation, molecular function: oxidoreductase activity.